This is a messenger RNA of Musa acuminata AAA Group (dessert banana), 2678 nucleotides long. Its product is annotated as protein ROLLING AND ERECT LEAF 2-like. The transcript has 5 exons. The record is from RefSeq and is a predicted model, not a curated record. NCBI's taxonomy places the organism in Eukaryota, Viridiplantae, Streptophyta, Magnoliopsida, Zingiberales, Musaceae. Bases 229 to 2514 code for a protein of 761 amino acids.
UAAAGCAGGGACAGCGGAGAAACCGUGCAAUGGCACAUGCCCUCUUUUCCUCACCUCCGCCACGGCCUGAUGCUUUAUCGUGACGCAUGUAAGGUGUUUGUGUUUUUGACCCGCCAAUGAAACGCCGAGGAAGAUAAAGAAAAAGGAGGACGGAAGGAAAGAUGGGGUCGCGAGUUAAAAGGGUGCGUGGAAUUGGCGCCACGGACGGACGGCAGAGUCGGUCGGGGGAUGGGGUGCACGGCGUCGCGGGUGGAGAACGAGGACACGGUGCGGCGGUGCAGGGAGCGGCACCGCCUCAUCAAGGAGGCCGUGCACUCCCGCCACCACUUUGCCUCCGCCCACUCCGACUACCUUCGCUCCCUCCGCGAUGCCGCCGCCGCCCUCACCCGCUUCGCCCUCGGCGAGCCCCUCGGCGUCUCCGAGCACGCCCCUCCGGUUCUCCUCCGCUCCUCCGCAGGCCCAUCCACGCUCCCGCCGCCCACGCGCCAGCCACAUCCGCCGCCUCCCCCUCCAUUCUACUUCUCCUCUUGCUCCUCCCCUCCUUCGCCCUCUCCCGGCAUUCAGCUCCCUCGCGUCCUCCCCGUCUCCGGUGCCACUGACACCAACCUUCGCAAUCCCUCAGUGGCCGCCCCUCCGGGGCGCUUCGCGGCCAUGAACUCUACGUAUCCCGCCAGCCCCUCCCACUCCUCCUCUGCCUGGUCUACCUGGGACUGGGAGUACUUCUACCCUCCCUCUCCCCCAAGUUCCGAGUUCUUUGAUCGUCGGAGAGCCGAGCUCGAGGAGAAAAAUCGCGAUCAGCACCAUCAUCUCGCCAUGGAGGUAGAGAAGAUGGAAGGAGGAGGAGGAGGAGGGAGGGAAGAGGUCCACUGCCGCCAAUGGGGUGAGCCCCACUCGAGCUCCACCAGCUCCUCCACCAGAUCCGACGACGAGGAGCCGGAAGCGGAUAAGGACUCGAGAUCCACCGCGAUCUACGCCAGAUCCGACUACGACGGUGCCUCGGAGCGAAGCCGGUUGACGCCAUCGGAGAUCGGGUCUCUCACAGCGACGGUGGUGAAACCACAGCAGUGGGUAAGGUCGGAGGCCGGAUCGUCUUCAGCGCAGUGGAACGCAGGGCGGCAGAUAAUCUCCUGCGCCUCCGCCGCUGCAGCGGAGGAGCUCAAGGUGGUGGUUCGCCACCGCAACCUGGCGGAGAUCGUGGCAGCGAUCGACGAGUACUUCGCGAAGGCCGCUGCCGCGGGCGACGCGGUCUCCGAUCUCCUCGAGACCGGCCACGCCCGGUUCGACCGCAACUUGUCUCAUCUAAAGAAGACGGUGUACCAUUCAAAUGGUGUACUGAGAGCGCUAUCGUCGAGUUGGACAUCGAAGCCGCCACUGGCGAUACGGUAUCAGUUGAAUACGGAAGCCAUGGAGUCGGGUGGAGGAAAGAAGAGCCACUGUUGCACCUUGGAACAACUCUUGGCGUGGGAGAAGAAGCUCUUUGAGGAGGUGAAGGCUAGAGAAGGUGUGAAGAUCGAGCAUGAGAAGAAGCUAUCGACUUUGCAGAGCCUCGAAUGCAGGGGAAAAGAUGAUUCGAAGCUGGACAAAACCAAGACUUCCAUAACUAAACUGCAAUCGCUAAUCGUAGUCACAUCUCAAGCCGUGACUACCACCUCUUCUGCUAUCACACGAGUCCGUGACGACGAGCUCGCACCGCAGCUUUUCGAGAUCUGCUACAACCUUCUGAGUAUGUGGAAGCAAAUGAACCGAUUUCAUGAAGCUCAAAACCAUGUCGUCCAACAAGUGCGUGGUCUCGUGAACGGCGCCUUCGCUGGUGCGACCACAUCUGACCUCCACAGGCUUGCCACGCGUGACCUCGAAGCUGCCAUUUCAGCUUGGCAUUCCAGCUUUGACCGCCUGAUUAAGUACCAAAGAGACUACGUCAAUGCGCUGUAUGGUUGGCUCAAGCUGACCCUUCUCCGAGUCGGCGGUGACAAUAUCCAGGAAGAUCACUCUUCUCCCCUCUCGAUUGCACUCACUGCCUUCUGUGAUGAAUGGAAGCAGGCACUCGACCGACUGCCUGAUAAGGUUGCCUCCGAGGCGAUCAAAAGUUUCAUGAGUGUCAUCCAUGUCAUCUGCACAAAACAGGCGGAGGAGCUAAAGAUUAAGAAGCGGGCUGAGACAUACUCCAAAGAGUUGGAGAAGAAGUCGACGUCGCUGAGAAGUAUCGAAAAGAAGUACUACCAAUCCUACUCGACGGUCGGUAUCGGCCUUCCCGGCGGUGGGAAUGAGAACAACGGGCAUGUGUUGUUCGACGCGCGUGACCCGCUGGCAGAGAAGAAGCUGGAGAUCGCCGCUUGCCGAAGAAAGGUGGAGGACGAGAUGGUGAAGCAUGCCAAGGCAGUGGAGGUCACAAGAUCCAUGACACUAAACAACAUCCAGACGGGCCUGCCCGGGGUGUUUCAGGCCAUCACCGGGUUCUCGGGCUUGUUUGUGGAGGUUCUUGAAGCUGUUUGCCGACGAGCUGGGUCGUUUUAGUAAGAACACCCGUUCCAUAGUUUUGGCUGCUUGGAUUGUCGACAUUACUCGAGAAAAGAAGUAAACUAAUAAUAUAUGAAAGGGAGCCCUUUACAUCUACUUGUUGUUUAUUAUAACAGAUCUAAUAUUCUUUGCGACGUCUUUCUUUGUAGAGGCAAAAAAUG